AUGGAAGAAGAGUCGAAUGAUGACAGGACAAAUACAGCUGAGAGCAAUGACAAUGAAAAUGAUGCAGUGAACAGUGGCAGUAAACAGCAACAGAUCAACGAAUUGCCGCUAUCUCGAAUCAAAGCGAUCAUGUUCAGUAGCAAUGAGCAGGUACCCGUAUCGAGCGAGGGCCUCUUCGCGAUGACCAAAGCUUGUGAAUUAUUUAUCAGUAAACUGGCAAGAGAAACGUACGAAACGAAUAAUAAACCGUCAUGUAUUGAGUACUCUCAUCUGGCUGAAUAUGUGCAAGAAAAUGAUGAACUAGAGUUUAUACACGGUAUGUUAUUUUUUAAAAUUUAUGUUAUUCAUUAA
Messenger RNA from Anisakis simplex (herring worm), 351 nucleotides. Lineage: Eukaryota; Metazoa; Nematoda; Chromadorea; Rhabditida; Anisakidae. The record is from the annotation of a GenBank genome assembly.